Molecule: messenger RNA, 1128 nt
Organism: Alternaria postmessia
Lineage: Eukaryota; Fungi; Ascomycota; Dothideomycetes; Pleosporales; Pleosporaceae
Exons: 3
Coding region: 1-1128 (375 amino acids)
Source: RefSeq, a predicted model, not a curated record
AUGUCUCCACAGUCGCAUCACUCGUACAUGCCACACCUACCAGAAAGUCCUCUUCCUUCUCAAGAGCUGAAUAGUCAGCCGACUCCUGGCUGGUGCCCCUCGAUUUCAGCCCCAGAGUACCAUAGCGAGACCAGCUAUGUCUCGUAUCCCCACUAUGUGCCUCCGCAUACAUCAACUAUCAACCUAUCGCAGCCCGCCCCUACGCUUCAAUACUCAACGAGGGCUCCAGUUUCCGCUACGCAGCCAUCAGCAGCCAUCUCUCCAGGCACGGUCUACUCCCGGGACUCAGUAGUACCAGAGUCUACACGUCCUUCAGAAGAGCCUCAGUCUGACGCAAGAAGUGUGCCUCGUCAGUCCACGUCUCGUUUUAGGAGACAGUCCCGCCUCAUGGACCGGUCUCACAGUAACUUAGACUCACUGCCUUCAGCAGCAGUAGACGGCCCAUGGAUGAACGCACUAGGCAUCCACUCAAGCCACGAUGCAUACUACUCAGCAUUCCCGACUCACAGUCCACAGUUGAGUGAACCGUCAACAGAACUAUCAUCUAACCAGAUGACCUCACCACAACCGCGACGCUUGUACACACCAAUCGCCCCUCUACCCCUUGAGACACCUCGGUCGCAUGCAACCAAGAGGUACCGGGAAGACGACGAAGAAGAUGAGCCUAAGCGAAGAAAGCGAUCAGACUCGCAGAUGUCAACGCAGUUCGAGCUCAGUGAGGAAGACAGACUACUGCUACGGCUCAAAGAAGAUGAAAACAUGCCGUGGAAGGACAUCGCAGCGCGCUUUCUGACAGAUCUCAAUAAGAAUUAUCAAAUACCAGCAUUGCAGAUGCGUAUCAAGCGACUGAAAGAGCGCAUGCGCAUAUGGGCCGAUGCAGACGUUCAGGCACUGCGCAAGGCACAUGAUUACUGGGCAUCAAGCAAGUUCGAUAUCAUCGCACAAAAGAUGCAAGACUUUGGUGCUACAGAGAAAUGGACAGCACGACAAUGCUCACGCAAAUGGCAGGAGGUCGAUCCUGCGCCCAUUCCAUAUGCCCAAUUUGAGCACCACAUCCAGCAGGGCUUCGCUCCCUACGCGAUGAGCCCCAUCGAGCCGUCGCAUAGCAACUACUUCCUGCACACCUAG